CUCUAGCAUUGACACUGAUUGUGUAUUUUGAUUUAUCCUUCUUGAAAGUGGUUUUAGGAAGCCAGUGGUUAUAAAACCAUGGGUUUUAAGCAUAACUACAGUAUAAUUAAAGUACAUAUUAUUUGACGUUUUUGACUUUGGCUUUAUGCCUUCACAGGAAGACUAAAAUGCGUGAACAGGCCUGUGAUUCUCUAACAUUGUAUGAUCCUAUGUAGUAAAAUGUAAUUUUGCUUUAAAUUUGUCUCAAAUUAUGUAUGCUGCUUUUUUUUUUAAAUGUCUUUGAAAUGAGUACAAAAAAGAACAAAAAAGUAUUAUUUAAUUGCUUUAAACACGUAUUUUGCUGCAGGGUCUUUGGGCACAUUUUAAGUGUUUAAACGUCAGGUUAACGUUCAGAUAUAAAUUCUUUGCCCGUUAUUGUAAAUACGAAUGCAUGCUUUUGACGAAAAUAUUUAGUGAAGUCAUUUACGAUCGUGUAAUAAAUUAAAUACAAAUUUCAUACAUGUACACUGCCAUAUCAUAUAUCUCGGACACGUACUUCCGGUGGUAACGGAAGUACCCGCUGCACGUCCAUUAAAAGCAAAAUUAAUGGCUUUUGUAUAAAAUGCUGUCAAAUUUUGAAGAACCGCGGAGAAAUUAAGAGUUGUGAUGCUUGAUAUCGAACAAAGAGGCAGCGAGCAGCAUACGUGAGCGGACACUGGAGUUAAUUCUCCCAUAUGAAGGUACAUGAUGCUUUUGUCGGGCUCUUUGUGUUUAUGCAGAUCCUCAGACUCACGGGCUCUGUCUCAAACCAAGUCAGCUGUCUGCAGGCACAACCAUUCUGGGCAUUUUUAAGUGCAUUCGAACGUCUGCGUUAUUAACGCGACUAUGAUGACCGAAAUUGAGGCUGCGCGCUCGGGUUUCUGACAGCCGUAUUGUUUUUAAAGAUAAAUACAGACAUCAAUGGCGCCAUGUAUAGUAAAACUGAUCACAACAGAGCUAAUGUGGUAAACGAUGCGUGUGGGCGGUGAUCUCGUGUAGUUGUUGUUGACAGGGGUGUGUCUUCAGGUUAGUCCACUAAUAAUAAUAAAAAAAGUAAUGAUAAAAGUACCCUGGUAAUUCCAUGUUUUUGUUUUGUUUUUUAAACAUUGACCAUGGCAAUACCAUGGUAUUCUUAAAAAUACCUUGAAAUAUCAUGUACAUGUUGUGGUAAAUGAAUAUGCUAAUCAUUCAAUACCACUAUACCAUAAUGUCACAGUACUUUAUUGUAAGUGAUUAGACGAUCACACUUGAGUAUAGUAAUCUAUUGGUUAAGUAAUGUCUAUACAGGUGUGAAACCUGUAAAAAUGCUUUUAUUUUGCUUUUUUUAUUUUAAAAGAUACCGUAUUAAUAUUAAUAUUAUUUAAAUUCUGUCAUGAUUUACUCACCUUCGUGAGUUCCAAACCCGUAAGACUUUCGUUCAUCUUCCAAACACAAAUAAAGAUAUUUUUAAUGAAACCAGAGAUUUCUGUCCCAUUCCAUCACAAUUUUGACACUACAAAAAUACAUUCCUAAAGACUAUGAAUUAAUUGAAUAUUCAUCCAAGUAUUCUGAGGAGAAGCGAUCACAUUACAAUAAACAGAUUUAUUCACAUUUAAACAUUAAUCAUCGCACACACAUAAAACACAUAAAUUAUGGUAAAACGGAAGCUCGGCGACAUGAGGUUGAGUAAUUGAUGACAGAUUUAAAAUUUUUACAUGAACUAACACUUUAUAUGAAGUUGUUGUUUAAUUAUUGAAACUUAGGACUGAACGCUGCGAUUUUUUUUUUUUUUUUUUUUUGCGCAGCUUUUCAGAGCUGUACGGCUCUGUGAUCAGUAGUAAAUGCUUCUCCAUCUGAAAGCCAGAGGGCGCUCUCGCGCAGAAAAUCCAAAUAUGCCCUGCCGUGGAAGUAGAUAACACACGUCAUUCCAGGAAAUCCCUACUAUACUGUUGCUGUAGCUGAAUAAACUGAAGAUUGAAAUGCUUUGAUUAAACAUGACUAAUAAACACACGACUGCCUUAUUCUGUGUAAGAAGCCACAUCAUCUCACAGAAGGAUGCUCAACUGUCGUUAUGAAGGGAGGAGGCUCAACAUGGAGGACUGCUUACACACUUCCUCCGACAACCUCGCUAAACUGGUGAAAUGGGCCCACAGUCAUGGAACAAUCUGCACCUUGAUCCCCAACCUAAAACACAUGCUCAAUGAGGGCUCUCACGGCACCCUUACGGCCCUGUGGGGCUGCAGCGCCGGUCACGCCUACCACUGGCCACUCAAUACCACCUGCAAAACGGGAAACAAGGAACGGAUGUGCUACCAAGAAAGCCGAAGCAUCAACACGGACAGUAUGAUUCAGGCAGCUGCCGUCAUGCAAAACACCUCAGCAGAGCGCUUCCUCGGCAGUGCCGGAAAAAACAAGGGCGAUUCCAGCCAAGGAGAUUCCAGUCAGAUUCACGACUCUUGUGACAUUUCCAACUGCAGCGAACCUUCUGAGAUGGACGAUAAUGGCGAGGAGUACAAUAACAACCUGUACGACAUCGUCUGCGAGUCGUCGGCCACCGACGAAGACGGCGACUCUGAUUUCAACCAAACCUCUAACGUCACACACAGGAAAAGAGCCGGCAAAGGACCAGGACCUGAGGACAGCACUGACCCGGCGUUGAAGAAAAUCAAACAAGAGAGGGGUGAAGACUAUUACAGUGUGGCCAACCCACAGAUACCUGGCAGCUCGGAGGGAAACCGCUCUACUGGAGGCAUUACACAGUCGCCCAAGUCAAACCUUCACAACAGACCGUCAUCUAGGUCUUCGAUGUCCCAGAAGCCUUCCUCUGUAGACGGCGAUUCCAUGGCGGUGUCCUCGUCACCGUUGGACAACUCUCCUACAUCCAUGAUCAAACCCUUGCGCGCGCCUUUCCAUGUUACUCAGAACAAAAUGCACAUGAACUCGAACCCAGCAUGCAGUCAAAGUUUGGCAGCCUUACCUCAUUCUGGAAGGAUUGACGCUAUGGGGGUGCUACACCGGGACGAAUAUCCCAGAUCUUCUUUGUCUUACGGAGAGGCUUCAAUUGGUGUAAACCCUGAAAUGGAUCUUCUAGCAACGCAGGCACUUAGUACAGAAGUUAGAGCAGACAACACAGGUUCACACGAGAAGAUGGAUUAUGCUGUGAUUUUGAAAGCCCUCCAUGAGCAUCUAGUUCCUGCUGCACACAGUUCAGAAGAGCAGUUCUGCCCAUCAGAUCUCAGUCCAAACAGUGAGAGGUAUUUUGAAGAGAGAAAACACCUGGAAGAGUUUAUAACAAGCAUAGAUACUAUAACCCUACAAAACCUGCAGACAGUCAUUGAUCGGAUCCUCGUCUUUCACGAGCGAACGCAGAUGCCGCUGUCCAGUCCGGCCAGACUGGGAGAGCAGGAGCUGUUUCCAGGAAGCGGACUCUAUCUGCCACACUACAAACUGGCAUCCAUGCUGCAGGAGUCACGGCAGGACAGCAUGAGACUCUUCCACCUGCUGUUCGAGCACUUCUUCAGCGAGGAGGAUCUUAACGGGGCGGUCGCUUUUGGGAAGAGGGGAAAAGUACCUGACGGCAAAAAGAUCCUGGACAGAAGAAGAGUGGAUGGGAUUAUGUCAUAUGUUCUGCGUUGUUCUACGAUUGACGGAUGGACACCUGUGGAAUCAUCUAAGCUGAAGAAGGCUUGUAUUAAUAAAUGCAGGCUUCGAAUCGGUCAGAAAAAGAAGCAAGAAUCUUCUCAAGAGUCCUUUAUUUUUUGUGACGAACAAUCUUCAGGCAAAAAUGACCCUUCUUAUAUGUAAUUGCUAAUACCCAAAAAUUUCCAAUCACAGGAAAAUGCUAUUAUUAUACAUACAGUUGAAAGGAAACAUUGUUUUGCCUAGUGAUUGAAUGGAAGCUACCGAUCGGUGUCUUGGACAUGAACGAAUCAGUUUGGAAUCGUUAAAUGCUGAUUCAGUUCAGCUACAGCACUAAGAGAUAAAAAAGUCACGGUCAGACAAAUGAACUAUUUCCAUUUCAUUCGUUUCAACAAAAAACCAACAUUAUCUAUACUGUGAUAGUUACUGACUAUUGACUCGUUUAGUCAAAACAAACCUGUUUAUAACCAUUUAAAAUAACUUUAGGAUAGUCUAGUGCUUAUUCAUGUUAGUCAUGUAGCAUUGUAACAAUCAAAACAAGACAUUUUGAGUUUUGUCAAACCAUUCUGAUGGUUUUUACUCAUACCCAAUAUAUUUAAAUAUCAAAGUGUGAAUUAUCACCAUAUCAAAACCACCUUAAACUGUAUUUUAUUGCCUUUUUUCUUCCUUUUUCCUCUGCUCCUCUGAUUUAUCAAUCAACAUCCCACUAAAUUGAUGAUAUCCUCAUUACAUGCUUGUGCAUGACUGACAGGACAUUGACUUAAAAGGUUUAUAACCAUUCCACAGUUUUAUUACUCAAUAUGUUUCGUAAAUUUGUAAUUUUUACCUAGGUGAUAUCCUAUCCAUCUUAUUUUGCGAUGCAUACGUAAGCUGUUUUCUAUGAAUGUGUGAGACUUCCAAUUCAUUAGCUGCUAUAGGUAAAUAACUAGAAGAACAACAAAGUGCAGUAAAAGGUCAAAAUAUUUGCGCUACAAACCAGUGUUUAUAAUUACGACAAUACAUUAAAGGGGCUAGAUGAAAGGUUUUUUUUAUUUAUUUUUUUUUUUUAUUGCCAAUGUCUGAACAGCUUGUAACUAAAUUUAAAAACGAGACCUUCGCCAGCUUCCUAGUUUGUCUAUAAAAACCUGUGGACUGAUUUUUAUGUGAAGGACUUGGAUGUUUUUUCUAGGACAAUCCAAAAGCCGCCUUUCCACUAUCUCCGACAAGCGACAGACCGGAAGACAUUCAUUUCCAAUGGAGAGUAGUACAGUAGCUUCCUGGAGUUCCGAUCAUAUCCAUAUGUGGAAAUUUUGGAUCCGAUUUGAGCUUCGGAUGCGUUAAAAAAUAUAAAACUUCUGCGGCUACACCGUAUGCGACCGGCUGACUGGAUGUGAUGUAUUCUAAUCAAAACUAUGAGCAAGAAGUUAGAAUUACCAAAAUUUUUCCACUUAAAUGUUAUUCUGUAAAUACUAUUUCUCUAAAAUGGCGGUUAUUAAUUAUGGCAAAAAUAAUUAUUUUAUAAUUACUAAAUCAUUAUUUAUGUUGAUUAGCUCUAUAAAAUCUGUUAUGUUUUUAUUUUAGACAUAUUGGGGGUCAUUUGUUUUGUGUGGAUAUAUUCACACAUGUAUUAAAUUAAUUAAAAUCAUUCAUUUUACCAUGGUGAAUAAGCCGAGGGUAACUGUUGCUUCAUGACCAAUUUCAGUUCCGUGCAACUGCCGCUUGUGGGUGAAAUGCGACAAUCGUAUGUGAAUGUUCGAUAUAGUGGAAAGGCGGCUAAAGGAUGUGACGUUUACGCACGCUCCCAAAAGAGCCAUUCCAUAGUGUAAUGUCAAUGUGUCACGCAAAGAAAAGGGUUUAAUUCAAACUAGUCUCACAUAGCCACAUCUAUAUAGUCUGUAGUCUCAAAUAUACUUUAUAAUCAAACUAUCAUAACAGUGUAACUUUAUUUACCUCAUCUAUCGACAUGAUGCCGGUGAAUUUGCAGAGCUUGUGCAAACAUAUCCACAUGGCUAUGAUCAGAUGCUUUCUUAACUGCUGCUUUCUCACCACUGUCAUUUUUGUUGUUUAUUUUGUUAUUAAAGGAAGGCACGCAGCAAAUAUUUACAUAUUCAUCUAAACGUCACUCUCAGCAGCGUGGAUGGCAUCUGGAUGUUCGUUAACAGUAUAUCGCUGCAAAGGUAUUUCCAGCUUCUUUUUACUACUAAAUGAAGAACGAAAAAGAACUUCACCGGCAUUGAAUCACGUUCAGUCUCUUGUACGUUAUGCGUGCACGAGUGCGAGCACAAGCAAUAAGUCGCUGGCUGCAGUUCACUUAAUGACCACCGGUGUCACUAAUAACAAGGGUUUCUGAGCUCUACAUAUAGCCCCUUUAAAAAUAAUAUGGUAAGUAAAUACCAGUUUGCAAUAUCAAGCAGCAUAAUGAGAUGUUUUUGUACAGCUAAAAAUAACUGGAAGCGGACGAGACCGCCACUAUUACAUCAAAAAUAAGGUGGAUAGGCCACUUAGCAUAUAGCAACGUAUAAAAUUACUGCCAGGAAUGUGAGAUUCAUUAUAAACAACCAGACAAUUAACAAUUUCUGUGUAAAAGAUGUUUCUUACUGUCUGUGAGGUGUUGAAAUGAGUCUAUAUAGUGAAAAGGUCACUCAAGGGCUCACAAACUUCUGAUGUGUAAUGAAAUUCUUUGGCAUUAGUAAAGCAGACUUUAAAUCAUUGAAAGGCUCGUUAGGUUCGAGACCUUUCACAACCAAGUAUUAUGUUUCUUAUGAACCUUGAAAGGUAGAUCACAUUGUCCACAAAUGUUUACUAUAAAAGAGAAAAAUUGACAUUAGAAUUUAGUAUGGUUAUGAAAGGUCAGUCUUUUCAUAAUGGUUAGGAAGUCUUCACCUGACCAGUUUUUAAAGUUUUGUUUUUGUACCGACUUGAUGCUGAACUUGUCCUUAUUUUAGCACUUCUACAAAGACUGACGACUGAUGUUUAUUUUCAAGUGUGUAAAUACUCGAUCAUCCUGGUGUGUCUUAUGUGGUCUUAUUUGUCAUUUUAUGAUGCGUUAUAAUAAAAUCAAUGACCAAA
Ctenopharyngodon idella (grass carp) is the source of this 6684-nucleotide messenger RNA. RefSeq lists its product as uncharacterized. The coding region runs from base 2053 to 3801 and encodes 582 amino acids. The record is from RefSeq and is a predicted model, not a curated record. NCBI's taxonomy places the organism in Eukaryota, Metazoa, Chordata, Actinopteri, Cypriniformes, Xenocyprididae. The transcript has 6 exons.